Molecule: messenger RNA, 1754 nt
Organism: Nelumbo nucifera (sacred lotus)
Lineage: Eukaryota; Viridiplantae; Streptophyta; Magnoliopsida; Proteales; Nelumbonaceae
Product: protein CUP-SHAPED COTYLEDON 3-like
Biological process (GO): regulation of DNA-templated transcription
Molecular function (GO): DNA binding
Source: RefSeq, a predicted model, not a curated record
GGAUAUGGUCCACACUAGGAGGGGGAGAGCUAGGGAGGGCCUAAUAACACCUAAUUUGAAAACUACCCAAGUUUCCUUAUUUACUGAAAAUUUUGAAUUAUCUUAAAGGAGAAGCUCACCAGGAUAUAUUUAGAAAACAAGUUUUGGAGUUUCUCUUGGCUAUUAAAUACCUUGGCUGUUGCUCAUUUGUAGCAAUAAAUUGCCACUCAGCACUUCCUUCCCCCCUCAUCCACCCAAGACAGAAGAGACUCCCUAGCUAGCUAGAGAUCGAUCAAGAUGUCUUGUGGCCCUGCUGGUUCUUCCUGAAGCCUCUUCUCAUAACUCAUCAUCAAAAGCAUAAGUUCCUAGUAUAUAUAUAUCCUCCUGAUCAUCACCUCUGAGCCAGUUGUCAUCACCAAGUACAUACCUACAAGAGAGAUCAUCUUGUCAUCUAUAAAAUAAUCGAAACCCAGCUAAGGAGAGGGAUUUUAUUUUAGGGUUCUUGUUCAUGCCAGCUCCCAACAAUUCCCAACUGUAGAGCUGCUUACACUUUUAUUUUUAAAAUUUUUUUAGCUAUUCAAACUCGAUCAAGAACCCCAUCAUCACCUAGCUCUGUCAGUCAUCUUUCCAUCCAAAAGGAUACAUGGGUUUAAGGGACAUAGAGGCUACUCUACCUCCAGGGUUUAGGUUUUACCCAAGCGACGAGGAGCUGGUCUGCCAUUAUCUCUACAAAAAGAUUGCUAAGGAGGGAGUCUCAAAGGGAACAAUGGUGGAGGUUGACCUGCACACCUGUGAGCCCUGGCAGCUACCUGAGGUAGCAAAGCUGGGGGCCAAUGAAUGGUACUUCUUCAGCUUCCGAGACCGCAAGUACGCGACGGGGUUGCGUACAAAUCGAGCCACGACAUCUGGUUACUGGAAGGCCACCGGAAAGGAUCGUCCCGUGUUUGAUCAAACUUCUCGUGUAAUUGUUGGUAUGCGGAAAACGCUAGUUUUCUAUCGCAACAGAGCUCCAAAUGGGAUCAAGACAGGUUGGAUCAUGCACGAGUUCCGUCUCGAGAACCCACACAUGCCUCCAAAGGAAGACUGGGUGCUAUGUAGAGUCUUCUACAAAGGCAAGGGAGAGCGUCUCACAGAACCUAGCUUAGCAAAUGAGCUAGAAUCCACAUUUGGUGCCCCUUCUCCAACAUUUGCCUCGUCUCCUACUAAUCAUCACAACAUAUCAAGUGGGUUUAAACAAUUCGACUCAUUCUCGUCCUCAGUCUACCACCAAGAACACAGUUUCCUAAACUUGGCUAUGAUGAACUCUAAUUUUCUUGAAUGUCCUCAAGAGAUGAACAACACUCCCAUGAUUGAGGUCGACUCUAGAGGCGCAGAUGAGUUUGGGUUUCUACUGGACAUGAGUUUAGAAGAGAACCACUUAGGUGAUGGAGGACCGCCGUGUUUGGAUGAAAUGAGGUUUGAGGAUGAUAACACCAUAGUUUUCAUCUAAAUUGAACUUAUUUAAAGAAGAAUGGGAAAAAAGAAGAAAAAACAAAGAGAAAGACACUCAUUUCUUGAUAUAUGAUUUGUUUGUGUUGUUGUUUAUAAGAAUAGUUAUGUCUUGUUUGGAGAUCGGAUGAUUGAUGUAGGGGCAAGAUGGCCUUUGGGAUCUGAAAGAUUUUAUUUAUGUUGUGUUCAUAUAUCUUGUCUAAACAUAUCGGCCAUUUUUCUUUGUGUAAAAAAUUAAAAAUCACUGUAUUAUUCAAUAUUAAUUAUUCUCUCUUUCAAAUUCAUCA